Molecule: messenger RNA, 1686 nt
Organism: Epinephelus lanceolatus (giant grouper)
Lineage: Eukaryota; Metazoa; Chordata; Actinopteri; Perciformes; Serranidae
Biological process (GO): microtubule cytoskeleton organization
Cellular component (GO): cytoplasmic microtubule
Molecular function (GO): microtubule binding
Source: RefSeq, a predicted model, not a curated record
AUGGACAAGCGUCAGGUGGAACGAGAGAGCUGGAUAAUGGUGAAGGCCCAGACAGCCUUGAUGUUUUACAGCCACGAGGGACAGCAGCACCUCCUGAACCUCAUCGACACGCCAGUUAGUGCUCAGCUGGGCGUGAUCAUCAAACUGGGAGCCACAGUGGACAUCAAAAUCCUGAUGGCUCGACCAUGCGCCAGGCAGAAAAUCUGCGCUGCGACGAAAGCCCGAAAUGACGCUGUUCUGGGGAGACUGGGACUCCCCGUUCAGGACGUCACCCUGCCAUCACCGCGACCACCACCUUUCCCAAAAAGAAGUAUCAGAUCCCCCCAACGAAGAAGGAGGAACGCCCCUCUUUCAGAUGUUCCUCGUUUCAACACUGAGGUCAUCGACAGACACCAGAGCCCUGGAAGUCUUGAUGAGGAGGACGACUCCUUCUGGGAGAAGGUGCUUCUUGGCAGCCAGAUGGCUGCCCUCAAAUGCAAGGAGGCUCAAAUGGCAGACCGAGACCAGAGCUCAACCUCCUCCCUCAGCUCCGUUGAUUGCCAAACACCCAGUGAGCUGAGGGCCAUUGCUCUGAUUGAGGAACCAACAACUCCUCCUCCUCCUCCUCCUCGUCGAGCAGUCCCACUGUUCAGGAGAAGAAUGUCUCGUCUGCCUGUGCUUUCAGCCAAACACAGUGGAGCAGAGAAAGAGGUAGCCGAUGGAUGUAGGCUACAAUCGGCUAAAGGGAAAGUUGAGGCUUUUGUGGAGAGAUUGAAAUGCCUCCAGCUCGCCUCCAUCCCUUCACCUCGACCUCCAGCAGCUCCAAAGACGACCCCUGCAGUGACGCCUUUGGCUCCCACCCCUCCAAGAGUUCCCCAGGCCCAGAAACAAGGGACUCGACCCGGGGUGGCCCUGCGUCCCGCAAAAGCCGUCAGCGUGGCAGGCAAGGACACAACCACCGACUGCAGCCCUAAUGCUGCAAAGGAUAAAAAGGUCAAGAACACGGAGCUACAGCCGUUGACCGACCCUGUGCAGAGCCUGUCUGCCUGUUUCAAGCUGCUCUCUUUAGAUGACUGGGAGAAGAAAAUCGACGGCUUGAAAAUCAUUCAGGCUCUUGCACAGCACCACCCAGACACACUGAGGACAAAACUGCAUGAAGUGUGUCUGGUUCUCAUCGAGGAGGUGAACAACUUACGCUCAGCCGUUGCCUGUGAAGCAAUGGACACCUUGGCAGAGCUGUACGUUCACCUUCGAAAGGCCAUGGACCCAGAGGCAGAGGGAACAGGCCGAGCCUUGCUGCUGAAACUGGCACAGACAACAAGUGCCUUCAUUCACCAGCAGGCUAAUCUUGCUCUCGACGCCCUGGUAGACAACUGCAGCCAUGGUCGCAUUGUGAGCGCUCUUUUGAACGCAGGCCUGAGCCAACGAUGUGCUGCAGUCAGAGGCAGCAUGGCUCAACAUCUGCACCAGCUGGCUGACAGCCUGGGAGCAGCUCGCAUCUUGACAGCAGGAAGGACACUCACAGAGCGCUUCCUUCUUGCUGUCUCCAAGAUGUGUAUCGAUGGUGCACCAGAAGUGAGGCACCAUGGACAGAUAGUACUCUUAAAAUUGGCCGACCACAAGGACUUCAUCAAACUGUGGACAAAGAUCGUUCCCGUAAAUGAAAGACCAUCACUGGACAAGAUCUUAAAGAAGGCCAAGAAAUAG